AUUUCUGCAAGCACGGUAGGGAUCGCAAUAGCAAAGCAAUAGAUCAUUGUCACAUCCCCAUCGUGACCUUAAACAAUGUUCUAUAAAAAGAGUGAAAUCAUUGACCGCGGUUUCAGUCGAUCACCGCUUCUCAGAUCCAAAUUCGCGAUUAGGAAUUGCCUCAGCAGCGCAGAGGUUAGCCUGGUCGUAGAAAAAUAAAAAAGAUGUCGCCGAAACAGGACGAAAAGGCCGAUAGCCGGGCUUACAGCAACGACGGGUAUGUCAGCGAUUCGAACGAGAAAUCCAACGCGAAAACUAACGGGAAAAACAAUCAUUCGAUAGACUUUUUGAAAAAGGGAGUUCCGAAAGAGCUUGAAUCCGGAAAUGAUAGCGUCGUGGAAAAGGGAGAACCGUUCGAAUUCGACGACUUGUUACCUUACUUGGGCGAGUUCGGCAGGUAUCAGAAAAUCUUGUUUUUGCUGAUGAUACCUUUCGCGUUUUUUGUGGCAUUUGUUUAUUUUACUCAGAUCUUCAUCACGAUCCUUCCUGAGAAGUAUUGGUGUCGAAUACCAGCUCUUGCUAAUCUUACUGUUGAAGAAAGGUUGGCCUUGGCCAUACCAGAAGGACACGGCGGUUAUGACAGAUGCAGAAUGUAUGACGUGAACUUCACGGAAGUGCUCAGGAGCGGAGUGAAAGAAGCGGAUCCUAGGUGGAAUACGGUAGCCUGCAAAUAUGGGUGGGAGUACGACUUCAGCGUGGUACCGUACGCUUCGAUUUCGUCAGAGUUAAACUGGGUCUGCGAGAACUCCGCUCUGCCUACUACAGCCCAGGCGAUAUUUUUCUGCGGCGCCAUCCUAGGCGGCCUCGUCUUCGGAUGGAUGGCUGAUAGAUAUGGAAGAGUGCCUGCCCUAAUGGGUUGCAAUUUGGUUGGAUUAUUGGGAGGAGUCGCCACCGCUUUCUGUCACUCGUUUUGGGCAUUCUGUGUCUGUAGAUUUCUGGUGGGAAUGGCCUUCGACAACUGUUUUACUAUGAUGUAUAUCUUGGUUUUGGAAUAUGUUGGACCAAAAUGGAGGACCUUCGUAGCCAAUAUGUCUAUAGCGAUAUUCUUCACUUUUGCUGCCUCUAUAUUGCCAUGGAUAGCCUAUUACUUAGCCGACUGGAGAUUGCUUUGCUAUGCCACAUCUGCGCCUUUGGUAAUCGCUAUAUUCACCCCAUGGUUGGUACCUGAAUCCGCUAGAUGGUUGGUAUCGCAAGGGCAGACGAAAAAGGCCAUAGACAUACUGAAAAGAUUCGAGAAAGUGAAUAAAACUCAUAUUAGUGAGAAAAUAUAUGAACAAUUUCGUAUUUCCUGCGAAAAAGCCCAACAAGCCGAAAACAUGGAAAGGAAAUAUACCGUUAUAGACCUUUUCAAAACACCACGACUACGAAAAAUCACCUUAAUUCUGGUUGUCCUAUGGAUGGCUAUAUCCUUGGUGUUCGAUGGACACGUAAGAAAUGUGGAAACGCUCGGUCUAAACACCUUCUUAACCUUCACCAUAGCCUCCGCCACUGAAUUUCCUGCUGACACGUUUCUGACGUUUGUCCUGGACAUUUGGGGAAGAAGAUGGCUAGCUGCUGGAUCAAUGAUCGUCAGUGGUAUCUUUACGCUAUUUGCUAUUGCUGUACCUUUAGGUAUUCCGUCUGCAACAUUAGCCAUCAUGGGUAGAUUUGCUAUCAACAUAUCAUAUAACAUUGGACUCCAAUACGCAGCCGAGAUCCUGCCUACUGUAGUCAGAGCACAAGGCGUCGCUCUCAUUCAUAUCAUGGGAUAUGUUGCCAGUAUUAUAGCACCGUUUGUUGUAUAUCUAGCAAAUAUAUCCACAUCUUUCCCUCUUCUAAUUCUCGGAGUGUUGGGUAUCUUAGGAGGACUGUUAGCACUAUUCUUACCAGAAACUCUAGAUCAAGAACUACCACAGACAUUACAAGACGGAGAAAACUUUGGAUUAGGCCAAAAGAUGUGGGACUUCCCGUGCAUAAAGUCGAGAGAAGCAGAAGAGCCUACCGAAGAGUUCUAUAGAGCAACUUCAGCAACACUGUCAAGAAGAUCGACCAGAGCUUCUUUCAGAGGUGAAGCAAGAUCCAGCAUGUUGAACAGGGCAUCUAUUAGAUCUCGAAAAUUAUCGGAAGUUCCAGAUAAUAAGGCCUAAGCUUAAGAAGUAUUUUUUUACAUGUAAUAGACUGUGAUUUUAUUAUUAUUUUUCUUCUUAAAACGACACAGGACUGAUAUGAGAGAGUUAUCAAUAACAAUUAAAUGUGAAUGUGAAAAGGCUUGUAAGAUUCUGAUUGUACAAAAACUAACUCAGUACAAAACUGAUUCUAAUUCAGUACAAAAAAUGUGCCAAUAGUAUGUUUCCUUUACUGGUGAUUUAUUCAAUUCUGAACACCAUUCAAGAUAGAGGGUGUGCAUAUUUUUGAUAUUUAGAUCAGUUGCUUGAUAUCUGGAGGCACAAUUUUGUAAUCGAGAAUAAUGGUUUUUAUACCUUGGAAACAUUUUGAUGUGUGAUAUGGCGUCAUCACGUCGCUCUUUACUUAUUUUGUUAGAUGGUGGAUGUUUGCCACGUUGAUCGGCUUGCAGAAAUCCUUCCUUAGACAGUUUAUUACAUACAGUAUUAAAUCUGCGAUUAGUUAUUCCUAGAAGUUUUAAAAAUAAUGUUUUGCAGACUCUAAAGCCCAUCAGGAGAAUAUGGGUGACAAAUUCUUUGUUAUAGCGUGCCUCGUGCCUCAGCUUUUACCCUCUUGGGAGGGACUUUCUUAAUGCAGGAACCAAUGUAAUUUGUUUAUAAGUCAUAUGUCUGAAGUUCAUAAAACUUUGUAAAAAUACUUAUUGCAUUAUUUUCUAAUAUUUUCAUACAGUCGUACCUGCUGUCAUGCUUCCAAAACUCCAUUCCCCUUUUUUUGAUGGUUUUACCUUUUUUCGUUUUAUAUUCGGUUCCACUUAUUCUUGCUUUCUUUGCCUUCAUUCGUUUCCAUUCGUCUUUUUUUACUUGUAUUUUUCGUGUUCUCUUGGGCGUAACUAAAAAUCUGUGUGUUAUUUUGUGCACCGUGAAUUAAACAAUAUAAAAACUUUACCAUGAAUCAGAGCUGACGUCGCCUCAAAACCACUAUUUCAUACCAAUAUGAUAGGAUUGAGAUUAUCGUCACCUUCGUCCUCGGAUGAAGAGUCUGAAGGUGGUUCAUAAUAUUCACUGUUAUACUCAUCAGUGGCAUAUUAUAGAUCCGAAUCACCAUCAGAAUCAUGUUUAUCAGGUUUAUAGACUUGUUUAAUCCUACAAAAUAUAAAAACAUUGUAGGGGUUAAUGUUUGAAAAUCAACAAAAUUUAUUUUAAUGAAUGAUUGUGUAAUACUUAAAUAUAUACCUAACAAAUUGGUACUGACUUACUUUUAGCACAUUUGCGUUUAUCACUGCUAUGAUUAUCACUCAUUUUAAAGUUGAUAAAAUUAAAAUUAGACGAGAACCGGUAUUAGCAAUAUAAAACUAAAACAAAAGAAUAUAACCUAAUAUAUAACAUGAUUUAGCGCCAAAAAGUUUGCCGCAAACGUUUGGAGGCAAAACGGAACAAAUGUGUUUGAAUUUACCCGUUUGCCACCAACGUUUUCUACAUUUUUAUUUUUAUGUAAUUUUCACUAGUCAAUAGAUGGCACCAUAUGUACUAAAUUCAUUCUACUAUGCAGGGUGUAACAAAAAUACAGGUCAUAAAUUUAAUCACAUAUUCUGGGACCAAAAAUAGUUCGAUUGAACCUAACUUACCUUAGUACAAAUGUGCACAUAAAAAAAGUUAUAGCCCUUUGAAGUUAGAAAAUAAAAAUCGAUUUUUUCGAAUAUAUCGAAAACUAUUUGAGAUAUUUUAUUGAAAAUGGACAUGUGGCAUUCUUAUGGCAGUAGUAUCUUAAGAAAAAAUUAUAGUGAAUUUAAGACACCCCAUAAAAGUUUUAUGGGGGGUUUGUUCCUUUAAACCCCCCCAAACUUUUGUGUCCGUUCCAAUUUAAUUAUUAUUGUAGUACCAUUAGUUAAACACAAUGUUUUAAAAACUUUUUGCCUCCUAGUACUUUUUCGAAAAGUCGAGUUUUUAUCGAGAUAUUUGAUAUUUUGAAUAUUUGUCAAAUCCACCACAUAUUUGCUUAUGGUUAAGUACGAUUAUGGAGACUUGGUAAUAAUAUGAAAAUUUAUUUAUGAUUUACAUUUUUAGGUAUAUUUUGAACCAUAUUAAAAAAGAGGCCACAUCUCGAUAAAAGGUGCCUUAUCGUAAAAAUACAAAGAGACAAAAAAGUUUUAAAAACACUGUGUUUAACUAAUGGUAUCGCAGUAAUAGUUUAAUGGAACGUACACAAGCAUUUUGGGGGUUUAAAGGAACAAAACCCCCCUAAAAUUUUGAUGUAAACAUAUUAAAAAAGAAGCCGCAACUCGAUAAAAACUGCCUGAUCGAAAAUAUACGAAGAGCCAAAAAAGUUUUAAAAAUAUUGAAUUUAACUAAUGGUACCACAAUAAUAAUUUAAUUAGAACGUACACAGAAGUUUGGGGCGGUUGAAGGGAACAAAACCCCAAUAAAAUUUUUAUGGGGUGCACAAAUUUUACUAUAAUUUUUCUUUAAGAUGUUCCUGCCAUAAGAUUGCCACAUGUAAAUUUUCGUUAAAAAAUCUCGAAUAGUUUUCGAUAUAUUUGAAAAAAUCGAUUUUCAUUUUGUAACUUCAAAGGGCUGUAACUUUUUUAUGUGCAUAUUAGUACUAAGGUAAGUUAGGUUCAUUCGAACUAUUUCUGUUCGCAGAAUAUGUGAUUUAAUUUAUGACCUGUAUUUUUGUUACAUCCUGUAUAAUUUGGUAUUUUAACUACAUACUCAAUUCUGCACAUAACUAAUUUUAUGGAAAAUAUGCACUUGUACCCUCUUCCUUCUAACCCCUUAAAUUAUUCUUUUCUCUGCAAAUCUGUUCUGAACAAAUUUGUGAUUGGUUGAUAAGGUGAUUGCCAGAAUUUAUCUAUUCUAUUUGCAGUCGCAUAGUUUUCAUUUACUCAGCUGAAGCUGAUGUAAAAGCAACAAAAAUGUACAAAACAAUAGGUACCUACCUAAUAAGUACAUAUUUAUUUGUAAAAAGGUUCUGAAAGUCUUUUCUUGAGGCAUAUCUAAGUUAAAUAUUAUGUUUUUGUGGGAUUAAGCUACAAUUCACUCCGAAUAUUGUUUUCAAAAAACAUUUCAAAAAAAUAAUGAGGUGUUUUUUUAUAAACGAAAGUUAUAAAAAUAAUCCUAUGAUACUACAUAUAAAUAACAUUGUUAUUUAUAGUAUCAAGUAUCAUGCAUAAUCCUAAACAACUUUGGGUUAAAAAAACAACAGGUAAACAUGUAAUUUCCAUUAGAAUCAAUUAUUGUGGUUUAAUCCGCUAAAUAUAAAUAUAAUAUUAUUUAUUUUUAUCUAACAUAUAUUUUGGACUCGCGAGUUGCGUCCUAGUCCUAAUUACAGUUUCCUGUAAAAAAAUCAAUACCUCCGAACAACAACCGUUCAUUCCACGUUUAGAUGAAACUGUGUAUGUUGUAGGUCAAACAUGGCUUCGUAGUAGAACCAAUAUAAAAUUAAUUUCCUAAUUUACUUUGACAGGUGUGUUUCGCUGUAAAAUUACCUGAAAUUUCGUUGUUUUUAGGUAUCCCUUUCUUCUUCAAUAGUUUUAAGUGUUUGUCAUAGAUGGCGCCACUGUUAGCGUGUCGAUGUAAGAGUGUAAAUUGUUGAAGUAUACUGUUGUUUGGAAAUUCUCCGGCAUCGCUUCUCGGCCUCUGGCUAAGAUCAAAGUGUAGUAUCUGUUCUUAUCAGCUUAAUAUCUGAUACGCCCCGCAUGCGGGGCCAGUAUAUUAAACUGAUUUUUGGAAAUAGAUGGAAGGUUAAGGGGCUUGCUCCACUUCUAUCACGGGUUGGCCCGGUAUUGCAGUACCGCCGGGAUCGGCCCACAAAAAAUAAUCAAAACAUAAAAAAUUACCGCUUUUGAGUUGUCUCCAGUGUCUCCUAGUUAGUGUACACGAAGAUGUCACUUUCAACAUGAGAUUGAGAUGUCAUGUCGUGUCACUGCAGGGUUACCAGGUCUACUGAUUUAAACUUUAAUCUACUGAAAACUGUAUAAAACCUACUGAUUUGAACUCCAAUUUACCGAUCUACUGAAACUUCUACUGAAAAAUCUAAAAAAAUUCAACCUCCAACAACGUGUUAAUCUUUUUUCGUUUCACUUUAACCUAAAUUUCUAUAAACAGUCGGUACCUAUUAUGGGAUGUUUAGAAUUUUCAUGGUACUUAAUAAGGAUGUCAAGUGGCUACAAAGAAAACAUAGGGACUCUUGGGUUGAGAGAUAAUUGCUUUGUUUUCAAUAGACAUAUUAUGUUCCAUGUGUUUCCACUGAUACAACCAAACCAUCGGGUAUUGUGACGCCUUGGAUAAGAUUUAUGAGUAUCUGAUGAAUAGAGGUACAGUUAGGGUCGGUCAGUGAAUAGUUUAGAGGCUGGCCGAUUUUUUUAAAUUUUUACCUCGUUUAAAAUGUACAGUUUGCCAGUGGCGUACCUAGCAUAGGUUGAUUAAAAUUAAAAAAUCAAAAUAAUAAAAAUAUAUUUUACAAAAUUUAACAAACUGGAAAAUAUAGAAAGAAGAUUUUUAGAAAUAAAAUUUAUUAUGGUCUUAAUAUGAUUUAUUUUAUUAUUUUAUUUUUCAACACAUCGCUGAAUAGUUCUACUGUUUUUAUAUAAAAGUAAACUAAGAAUCUGAAAAUUAAAGGAAUAAUGCAGAAAACAUAAAAAAUCGUCGAUAUGCUUAAUUAACCUAUAAAAUGACAGAAGUGCCAAAAUUUCAUAAAUGUCGUAAGUGUGAAAAUUUAAUAACAGUGGAGUAAACUGGCCUGCGGUUGGACCAAUUAGAAACGAGCAUUACGGGGUAAAUUUGAAUCACUCCUCUUGCUUAAAAAAUAAACAAUAGCUUAUUUGAAAGGUUAUUCAAUUAUCUAUUCAGUAAUAUAAACAUCUUCUUCCUUCUUGGAUGUAGGCUUUAAAGCCUGUUUCUUCUUCACUAUUAGCUUCCUAAAUUAUUUAAGUUAUCGCACCAUCUUUUUCUUGGUCUGCCAAUACUUCUUCGUCCAUUUGGUGACUUAUCUCAUGCUAUUCCUACUAUCCUAUCCUCUGCCAUUCUACCAAUGAAUAUAAACAUUAAUACCUACAAUUAUUUAUACAGGGUGUCCAAAAAAAUAAAUAAAUUUAUUGACACAAAUUAAAAGAAGAAUGUAUGCAAUUUAAUUCAAAAUACAUUUUACUGCUUUGAAAAAAGAGAAAAAAUGUUUAUUUGAUAAAUAAACAUUACUUUUCGCUUAAAUUAAAUGUUCAAACUUCUAAUAGGUAGGUGGUUGGAAGCUUUAACAUUGAAUUUAAGCGAAAAACAAUAUUUAUUUAGCAAAUAAAUAUUUUUUGAUGUUUUCUGGCAACAGUAAAAUGAUGUAUUUUGAAUUAAGUAAAUUACAUACCUACAUUCUCCUUUUUAUGUCAAUUAAUUUAAUUCAAUAAUUUUUUUGUACCCUUUAUACAAAAUUAUUUUAAUGUUUGAAGCAAUAAAUGUUUAUUACACUAAAUAGAGAAUUGAACAACCUUUUAAAUAAGCGAGCACACGAUCCUAUUCUUAUUUAAAAAAAUCAUCGCUAUAUACGCCAAAAAAGCAUAAUCUAAAAAUUAAAAAUGACCUAUUUCGGGAUUUUUCUCCAAAGUCACCCAUUCACAAAAAAAUUAUUUUAUUUCAACUUUUACGCGCUCACUAUAUAUUAUAUAAAAGACCAAAUAAAUAAAUAGUACCUAUCUAUGUAAAGUUCUAUGAAGGCUUUAAAAAUAUAAGAUUACUUGGUUACUUGGCCGCGUCCGUAAUAUAGAGGUGACCAUAGAUACCAGUUCAUAAAUAUAAGGGAAUCUACAUAAUAUAAUUAGUUUGGAGAAUUUUAAACUGGCCGUUAGUAUAAAUGGCCGAUUUUAACAGGUGGCCGUUAACACAGGUUUUAUAGUAUUAUAAAUGGCUUAAAAAAUCUACUGAUGGCUACUGAUUUUUUGAAAGCAAAACUACUGACGACAUCAAAACUGACCUGGCAACCCUGUGUCACUGUCGCUUUACGGUACAUAGUACAUACACAGACAGAAAUAAAGUUUUUUUGUUUUAUAAGAAAUAAAAACAACUUUUUUUAUUUCUCUAUGAUGCUGAAGCGAAGCAUCACGUUUGAUCCUUUGGGAUAAUGUGUUGGGAUCAGAUUCUAUCCCGGAUCUUGAGGCUAUGAUCGCGAGCGUCAAUAAUUGUUAACUUAACCUUCGAGAAAUUUUAGUAGUAAAGUAACGAAACGAGUAACCAGGUAACUUCCUCUACUUAUGUAGGGAUGUUCGAUAUUCACCAAAGUAUGUUAGCUUCUGUAUCGAUACCCUAUGAUAUCGUAAUCAAAAGUAUCAUACAAAAUAUCGACAUUUUUAUUUUGACAUGUACGUAUGCGCAGUAUGGUGUCCGUCCCUUAUUUUUGUCCUGUAAUAAAAUGCAGGCCAGAGGCCACCUGGCCCAUCCACCAAUAUUAAUUUACGCUGUGUCUAGGUACACGCUAACGUGUAUGCAAAUAAAAAAGUUAGGUACACGCGAAUUAAAUUUCAUCAAGCUAGUGACGUCAUUAUUUAGCGUGCACAGUGACUGUAUAUUUUGGUACACGCUAUUUUGAUAAGUUUAGUGUUUGAUAGAAAAAUAUUUGUUAUUAAGGGAUAAGGGAAGGGAAGCAGAACUAUUCAGAUAUUUCAAACUUAAUUGUAAUAAAUCAAUGUGUACCUAUAUAUUGUAUAAAAGUAUAAUAUACUAUUAUAUAUUAUUAUAUUCAUAUAUUAAUAUAUUCAGGUUAUCAAAAUAAAUAUUCAGUUGACAUGGCAUGUAUGUACAAAAUACUGUUAAAAUAAUUUUUAUACGUAAACGUAAGUUUAUAACAGUUUAUAAACAUAAACCAAUGCUGUUGUUUUUAUUUCUAUUUAUACAGGGAGUUGAACUUGUUACGAUUUUCAUACAAAAUUGGUUAUAACUUUGUAAAUACCCUGUAUAACAUACCCAACCUUUAUAUUUUUGUGAUGGGGAAGUUAAGAAGAUUUCGAACAUAAAAUAAAAUAUAGGGUGUUCCAUUUAAAAAAAAACAUAAUUUUGGUCUGCCACUAUGUUAUCGAACGCCCUGUAACAUUCUAAUUAAUUUUGUACCAUGAAGCUCAAAGUUUGCUACAAUUUUUGUUACUAACUAUUAUUGCUAUCUAUAACUAUAGCGGAUCUACUUAGCUUUAUCACACUAAUCAAUCGCCCUGUAUAUAUUUAUCUUAAAACAUCUGCUACCCUUAAUCACGAAUUUUUGUCUCAUUUAUCUUUUUCAUACUGUUUUAAAAUAUUGUUAAACGCAUUAAAAGAACUAAAUAAUGGUCCACACUCCAUAAUUAAUUUAAAAACAAACACUAAAAUAAGAAAUAAAUAAAAAAAACAAACAAAUAAAAAUAAGAAAUCUCUUUACUAAUCAAUAUUAAAAUGUAAACACAACGCGAUUAGACAAAUGUGAACCUCACUCUGACUGACGCUCGCGGUAUUCUCAAGUUAGCGUGUACGCAAAAAACCAGUAACAGUGCACGCUAAAUAGUGACGUCACUGACUUGAUGACGUUUCGCGUGUACCUAACUUUUUUAUUUGCGUACACGUUAGCGUGUACCUAGACACAGCGAUUAAUUUAAGGAAAAUAAUGGACAAACUUUGGAAGGAAAAUAAAGAACAAAGAAUUCUCCAAACCGGUGUUGCAAAAUGUACCACAUAAAAUAAGGGGUUGAAUUUUCGAUACGAUAUUAUGAUUCGGUGUAUCGAUACCAACUAAUGUAUCGAUACAAAAUAUUGAGUAUCGAUACCUCAAAGUAUCGAACAUCCCUACUUUCCUGAUACUGUUGAUUUUUAUUUUUUAUUGCAAAAUUUUUUAAACUUCAGGUGUUCCUAAAUUGUAUUAUAACCGGGACAAAAUGCAGAUUUUAGCGCUCUCAUGGCUAACUCUCAUGUAUCGCCUUUAAAUAACUAUUUUUUUAAAUCAUCGUUACUCGUUAUACACACAUAUUUUAGUUCUUUUCUAUUUGGUGCUUUCAGAAUAGUUAUUCAUGUAGACCCAAGAGUUGAAGAACAAUAACGUUGUAGCAUGUUGUAGAUAAAAGCUUUCUGGGAUAAACAAUUUGAAAGUUUCAAUUACUGUUAAGUGAAACAUCUUGAAAUGUUCAACUCUCAUUUUUAAGAAUUUUCGGUGCUACUAGAGUAUGCGGUCUAAUAUCGCAUUAUUUAUCAAACGCAUAAAUAAAAAUUUUAAUUUUACAAAAAUAAUCCUUUGUUAUAAUAUCUAUUCACUAUUUUAGUUGGAAAUAAGCUAAUUUUGUGGCUUAUUCCCAAUUAAAAUAAUAAAUUGAUAUAACAAAAAGUAUUAACUUGUAAAAUUAGAAUUAUUUAUGCGUUUUACUCACUAAAGAUUAAAAAUAUUAUGGAAUGAUUUAGCCACACAGUGCCAACAAAAAAAUCUUUACAAAGUGUAAAAAUUAUUAUUUUAAUUUUACAAAUUAAUCCUUUGUCACACUAAUUUACUAUUUUAGUUAGAAUGUUUAGUUUAGAAAUUUUAUUAGUUUUUUGGUAGGCCGGCGCAGGAUUUUUGUUUGUUUUUAUUUAUCUUUCUUGAGGAGAAGUGUUUAUUAAUCUAUUUAUCUUGCUGAUGCCUGACUCCGGUUAAAGUGUUUAUCUUCGAUUUCAACUUCAUGGAUUCUUCAGAUAGGGUUACGUGUUUAUUUUGUCAGAAUAUAGUUUCAGGUGUUGUUGGAACAAUUAAAGAAGUUUGAGAUAUUGUUUACUGUAAUAAAGUGAAUUUCAAUGUUGUGUAGACACACACAUUUGUUCUGCUUAGACGCAUACGCUAAUACGAAAAAAAUUUGCAAUUAAAACUAUACAUAUUUUGUUUAUAGAAAUUAAAUCUAUAAUAUCUCCUCCUUGUCGUUUUGAGAAAAGAAAAACAAAAAAAAGUAGUUUUAGCAUAAAACCACUGCGAAUCAUCAGCACCUUAAAAAAUGUGCUUGUAUCAUUUUGGGUAGUUGGUGUAAAGUGGUUGUUACCCCUUUAGUAUUAUUUUGUUUUAAGUGGAAAUGUUUUAAAUAAUUUAUUGUUUUUAAAUUGUUUUCUUCUAAGCUUGUAUGUCUGUGUGAUAUGUAAAUAAUUUUAAAUAUAGUGUUUUAUUUAUCUUA
Molecule: messenger RNA, 11269 nt
Organism: Diabrotica virgifera virgifera (western corn rootworm)
Lineage: Eukaryota; Metazoa; Arthropoda; Insecta; Coleoptera; Chrysomelidae
Product: organic cation transporter protein
Exons: 9
Coding region: 204-2165 (653 amino acids)
Biological process (GO): transmembrane transport
Cellular component (GO): membrane
Molecular function (GO): transmembrane transporter activity
Source: RefSeq, a predicted model, not a curated record